Molecule: messenger RNA, 2109 nt
Organism: Cuscuta campestris
Lineage: Eukaryota; Viridiplantae; Streptophyta; Magnoliopsida; Solanales; Convolvulaceae
Source: the annotation of a GenBank genome assembly
GAAACCUUUUUCGACAGUGAAACCUUAGCCGCAAGUGGUCAGACGAUUUCUCUGCUUCUUUUAUGGCGGCUGGAGCUUUGGGGAAUUGCAGAUCUGGGCGCAGCGUGGAACGAAGAAGAACAGAUGCGAACUUCUGUGAUGCGCAGCGGAGAACGGCGAAAAGAACAGGAGAGGCAUACGAGAAAAAAAUUAGGAACAUCAAGAAAGUUCUUCCCGCAGACGGGGACAAAGAUUUUUCCUCAGGUUUAUCUGAUUCACAGGAAUCACCUCCCAUCGACACGUUAAGAAGAACAUGGCGCGUUGCCCUGCCACGCGUCGCCAAGUUCCACGCACUCAGCAAUGUUCCGUUGGCGCUUUUCCGGGAAAACCGGGCCAAACCCUCUCCUCGCAUCCUCCUCUGCAGAGAUCUGCAGCCCUCCGUCUUCUUCAAUGCACUCAUCAGCGCUCCAACAAAAUUCGAUCGGACAAGAAUGGGUGUCCUAGAACACGUUGCAAACGUUGUAAAUAGCAGCAGCAGCCACGAGCAGGUGGUGCCGAUUACCGUGUUCGUUGCUAUUUUGUGCGUCUGUUUGGUGGUCGGCCAUUUGCUCGAAGAAAACCGAUGGGUCAACGAGUCCAUCACCGCCAUUUUCAUAGGAUUUCUGGCUGGGACUGUCAUUUUGUUGAUUAGCAAGGGGAGAAAUUCUCACAUACUGAGAUUUAAUGAGGAACUGUUCUUCAUAUAUCUCCUUCCACCAAUAAUAUUCAAUGCCGGAUUCCAAGUCAAGAAGAAACAGUUCUUCCAGAAUUUUCUGACUAUUAUGCUGUUUGGGGUUGUUGGGGUUUUCAUAUCAACCUGCAUCAUCACUACAGGCAGCUGGUUGCUGUUUCCAAGGCUCAGUAUUAGUAAUCUGAGUGUUCGCGACUAUCUUGCUAUUGGUGUCAUAUUUUCGUCAACCGAUACUGUUUGCACGUUGCAGGUAUUGCAUCAAGAGGAGACCCCCCUGCUAUAUAGCCUGGUUUUUGGGGAGGGAGUGGUCAACGAUGCUACAUCAGUUGUCCUCUUCAACGCAGUUCAAAAGAUCGAUGGAAGUACACUUGAUGGCUGGGCUUUCGCCAGAGUCCUCGUUGACUUUUUGUACCUUUUCUUCACAAGCACUGCACUUGGUGUUGGUGUUGGGCUGUUAACAUCAUACAUUCUAAAAGUUUUCUACUUUGGGAGGCAUUCCACUGUUCGCGAAAUAGCUCUCAUGGUUUUAAUGGCAUACCUAUCCUACAUGUUGGCUGAGCUCUUCAGCCUUAGUGGGAUUUUGACUGUCUUCUUUUGUGGAGUUCUCAUGUCUCACUAUACAUGGCACAAUGUGACUGAAGGUUCGAGAAUUACUACCAGGCACGUAUUUGCGACUCUAUCUUUCAUUGCGGAAACAUUCAUAUUUUUGUAUGUGGGAAUGGAUGCUAUGGACAUCGAAAAGUGGAAAAUCAGCAAGUUGAGGUUAGUCACUCCCCUAGGUGGCUAAAACCCAGCCCCUCCUCACCUAGAGAUCCGUACAGAUGAUAAUUGUUUCUAUUAUUUGAAUUCUUACUGGAGUCUAAUUUUAACUAGACCUCAUUUAUAUUGGGCCCUUCUUUCAGCUCUAGUUCAACCUCUUUUUCUGUUUCAAUUUCUAGGGUGUGCGAAAUCCCAAGUUUUCUCAAUUCAAGUGUUUUAACCCAACCACACACUAGAAAUCCCAAAUUUUCUCAAUUUCAAUAUUUUUUAUAUUAAAAUUUUUGCCUAUUCGGUCUAGGCCGUCUAAUUUUUUUUGUGUGUUCAGCCACUGAAAAGAAUGUGAAGAAAUUGUAUGCUAUCCAAAUAUUUCAUUAUCUAGCACACACCCUCACAUCCAUAUUGACAAUAUUUAUAUAUCAUAUGUAUAAAUUUAGAAACCUGGAUUAGAGGUUCAAUGCUUUCCCGCUCUAAAGCUAUCCACCUCUAAAAAGGAAUCAAUUCAUUUACUAUCCGUUCCUCUGAACUUAUUAACCAGCCGUUCCUUGUUUAAGGAUGGAAAUUCCUACAAACAAUUGGUUACUAUGCCAGAAACAUUGCCCAUAAAGUGUGAAUUUAAGUCAGCAUAAAAGCAGUGCAUCUUA